AUAGACUACUGGGAAGACGCAAAACCGUUUGCUGUGGAGAACGUUCACGUUGGAGCCAAUCACAGCGAAGUAGUGCUUUAUGGUUUAAAACCGAUCACGAACUAUACGGCGCAUAUUCGAACUGCUAAUCGUCGUUAUCUCAGUGAAUCACCGGCAGUAAUCAAAUUUACUACUCCGGAAGGAAGUAAUCGUCCUCAGUUGUGA
Molecule: messenger RNA, 204 nt
Organism: Gongylonema pulchrum
Lineage: Eukaryota; Metazoa; Nematoda; Chromadorea; Rhabditida; Gongylonematidae
Source: the annotation of a GenBank genome assembly